CAGAUUUUUCCCAGGCGCCGCGGGGGAUAUUUCCUGGCCGAUGGCCUUAUCUCCUGGAGGCCGCACCCUUCUUCUUCACAGCGACCAAGCUGCAUCUCCGGCGCUCCUCCAGCUCGGUGCCCAGUCGCUCUGCUCGCCGCGUUCUCUCUGCCCGGCCGUCGUCAAGCUCCCUGCGCGCGCCCCAUCUCGCCGCGCUCAGCUCCAGCUCGCCAGCCGCGGCAUCUCCUAGCUCCCUGUGCGAGGGCCUGCUUCCUGGCCGCGUCCUCUGCUCCGUCGUCCCCAGCGCCGGCCGAGUCCCUCCAUCGCGGCGCCCCUGCUCGGUUUUCUCCAUGGCGCCGGAUCCCCUGCAAGCUCGCUCAAGUCGCCGCGCUCGGUGCUUCCUGCGCACGCUGGUCCUAGCUCGGCCGACCGCGCAGGCUUCCUACUCCCUGUCCGCCGCGCCCCUCAGCUGCCUGCUCUGCUCGCCGCGCACGCUCCUCUCUGGUGCCGCAUCUCCGGCCCAGCUCGGACUCCAGCUCCCACGCGCGUCGCCGGUCUUCCCUGCGCCUGGCCUUCAGCUCGCCCAAGGCGGCUUCCUCUGCCGGCCGUGCGUUCGCCCAGACCUGCGCCGUCCCUGUUCCUCGCCUCUGCACCCAGCCGCGCCCUGCGCACUUCUCUGUUUGGCCAUGUCGCUCCUCCCUGCUAGUCGCAAGCUGUCGAGCUCCUAUCUCCUGUGCGCGCCUCUGUUCCUGGCCGUGCUCGGAUCCAGCCCAGCUCGCCCUUGUGCUGGCCGUGUGCUCCUCGUCCAGCUCGGUCGCGACUCCUUGCCGUCGUUCCGUGCACCGGCCAUCGCAACAUCCCCAGUCUAUCGCCCCAUGCUUCGGUCGUCGUCUACAUCGUCGCCUGGCCGGUAGUGGUCGCCACUAGCUCGCUUUCGUCCAAAUCGCCACCGCGAAUGCUUGAGUCUCUGGUCGUGUGUCUUCUAUCUCGCACUAAUCUCGUCCGCUGCCUCGUCAACGCCGUGGUCGUCCUCCCUCGCGGCGUUGUUGUUUACCCCGCUAAUGUAGUUGUGUCUCAUGUGCUGCUCGUCUGAAAUGCCCAAGCCAAGUGAACAUUCGGCGCGACUCAAGUUCGAUUCGUCAAAAUUAUUCAGUCGAGGAGAAGAUCUUCAGCAAUUGAUUACUGAAGAAAAGAAGGCCCCUGGGUGACGUCUACCUAGAACUCGACGAAAAGUCUGAAGUAGAAUUUAUCGCCGUGGGAAGUGGAGUGACUUAAUAUUGGUAAGCGAACGCGUUACUUCGAAUAGUUGGUAUAAUAAUUUAAUUGGCUAGAUUUAUUAAUUGUGAUGGUCUUCGUGUUUAGCACAGGCACGUUGUGAUUAGGGGUGAAAACGGUCGGAAACGAUCGGAAAACACUAAAAUCGUUACCGUUUCCAU
Molecule: messenger RNA, 1415 nt
Organism: Zea mays
Lineage: Eukaryota; Viridiplantae; Streptophyta; Magnoliopsida; Poales; Poaceae
Exons: 1
Coding region: 330-893 (187 amino acids)
Source: RefSeq, marked predicted